Messenger RNA from Oldenlandia corymbosa var. corymbosa, 1308 nucleotides. The record is from the annotation of a GenBank genome assembly. NCBI's taxonomy places the organism in Eukaryota, Viridiplantae, Streptophyta, Magnoliopsida, Gentianales, Rubiaceae.
AUGUCUGACAAAGAUUCGUCAUCCGGGUCUAACAAGGAAAACCCGGAUCGAAAUUCUGAUGAACAACAAGCACUAGCUGAUUACAAGUCUUCUCUUGAGGAUAUGGUUCAGAAGUUUCAGAAAUCAAACCCAUUAGAUCAGCAACACAAAUUCUGGGAGACUCAACCUGUUGGCCAGUUUAAGGAUUUUGGAAAUUCUUCCUUGCCUGAGGGUCCAAUCGAACAGCCUACUCCUUUAUCAGAGGUCAAACAAGAGCCCUAUAAUCUUCCUAGCUUGUAUGAAUGGACCACCUGUGAUAUGGGGUCUGAUGAGGUUUGCCAUGAGGUUUAUGUGUUGUUGACGAACAAUUAUGUCGAGGAUGAUGAUAACAUGUUUAGGUUUAACUACUCCAAGGAGUUUCUUCAGUGGGCUUUGAGGUCUCCCGGGUAUUUUAGCAGCUGGCAUGUAGGAGUUCGUGUUAAGGCUUCAAAGAAGUUGGUUGCUUUCAUUAGUGGAAUCCCGGUGAAUAUGAGGGUUCGUGAUCAAGUUGUGAAGAUGGCUGAGGUCAACUUUUUGUGUGUUCAUAAGAAGCUCCGGUCAAAGAGGCUUGCUCCAGUGAUGAUUAAGGAGGUCACUAGGAGGAUUCACUUGGAGAAUAUCUGGCAGGCUGCCUAUACUGCUGGAGUGCUUCUUCCGACACCACUGACGACUAGCCAAUAUUGGCAUAGAACUUUGAACCCCAAAAAACUGAUAGAUGUUGGGUUUUCUAAACUUGGCGACAGGAUGACCAUGAGCAGGGCCAUUAAACUAUACAAGUUGCCAACUUCAACUUCAACCCCUGGGUUAAGGAAAAUGGAGCUCCGUGAUGUUCCAGCGGUGGCUGAGUUGCUCAAGAACUACUUGAGCAGAUUUAUUGUGGCUCCAGAACUUAAUAAUGAAGAAAUAGAGCACUGGCUUCUUCCAAGGGAGAACGUGAUUGACAGUUAUUUGGUGGAGAGUCAAGUGACCCAUGAGAUUACUGAGUUUUUCAGCUUCUACACUCUGCCUUCAUCCAUUCUUCACAACCAGGAGCAUUCGACUUUGAAAGCUGCUUACAAUUUCUACUACGCCUCAACUAAUACUCCACUGCAUCAGUUGAUGAAUGAUGCGCUUAUCAUUGCAAAGCAGAAGGAUUUUGAUGUGUUCAAUGCACUAGAUGUCAUGGAUAACGCAACUUUCUUGAAAGACCUUAAAUUUGGUCAAGGUGAUGGGCAGCUGUACUACUAUCUGUACAAUUAUAGGCUAAAUCCUGCACUGAAACCAUCAGAGCUUGGUCUUGUACUUUUGUAG